Messenger RNA from Acanthopagrus latus (yellowfin seabream), 4914 nucleotides. RefSeq names its product DnaJ (Hsp40) homolog, subfamily C, member 14 (gene dnajc14). Gene Ontology annotation, molecular function: dopamine receptor binding. The record is from RefSeq and is a predicted model, not a curated record. The transcript has 7 exons. The coding region runs from base 647 to 2656 and encodes 669 amino acids. Lineage: Eukaryota; Metazoa; Chordata; Actinopteri; Spariformes; Sparidae.
CUUAGCUUACUCGUCAGCCCCACAGGAAGGGGAAACCAGCGUUAAUAUUAGCUAGUCCUGCUCGCUACUGUUAUUAGCUAACACUUAGCUUCUCGUCUGGUUGUUUGUUUGCUAAAGGCGUUAACAAUUAGCUCUUUCGCGGUCGUGUUAUCUUCGUUUGAGACCUUAUUUAGUCGGAAUAUUGUCAGGUUAGCCAGCCAGAGGCGAGCUAAUUUUAGCCCCUGUAGCGCCUGUCUGUCAUCCUGCUGGCUGGCUGCUUCCUCAUGCUAACACCCUGGCUGUCUGCUAACAUUAGCCGCCUGUAAAAUAUCUGGUGUUGUUGUAGGAGUUAAAUCUAUCCUAAGUUCAACUUAGUAUGUCAGCUUGCUCACCAGGCAGGAUCGAGGGGUUUGUAAUGGCUGUUUUUUCCGCUUUUUAUUGGUUCCCAAAGACCAUGACCUGGUGCAUUAUGUGAGGUGUGUAAAAAGCUUUUUGACACCUGGAAGCGGCUGCUGAUAUGGUGGACCUGAGACUGACCCUUAGGAGCCCCCAGUCUCACUUCUUUAUGAGAGUCUGGGGAAAAUGUUGCCACAGCUUUUGGAUCUAGGAUAUCACCUUCCAUGAUAUUCAGAUUUCACAGCGCUUCAGUCAAACUGCUGUAAGGAACAUGGAGAGAGAAGCAGCUGAGAAGGAGAUGGAUGGUGUCACAGACGCCGAUGAGGAGACCCCUGAUGGUGAGUCUGCCUCAGUCACCAGUUCUCCACAGUGGGAGGUCAGACAGAAUGAUGAUGAUGGCGAUCUGGAGGACAAAACAGCCUAUCUCAAAUCUCAGGACAUCCCAAUUCCAGCCACUCCACAAGACUCUGGAAUUGGUGAAGCAGAGUUUUAUGGAUCUCCAGAGGCCAAAGAGGAUGAUGAAGAGGCUUCAGAUGGGUUCGAGCAUGACAGCAACGCAGAUCAUGAUAAUUUGCACGUUAUAAAUCAAGAAGAGGAUGAAGCAGCGAAGGAACAGCAGCACAUGAACGGGGAGUCCGGUUGGAGGAACGAGGGAGCUGGGAGGAGAUUCAAACUUAGGAGCAGUGGGUCGGUUUCAGAGCAGAGCAGUCAAAGUGCUUUUUCCUCUGUCCAAAAAGGAAAUGUUACAUCAAGCGGUGGCAGGCACAAGCAGACCCGCAGACGUAACCACCACCACCAUCAACAGAACCGAGGCCGCAGGCGGACAGGCAACCAGCUCGUCUUGGCUUUCAAGGAGAUGCUAUCGGAGUCUCUGAGCUUUUGGUGCAUUUCCUGCGUCCACAUGAUGAUUGAGAUAAUUGUCACAUUAACUCACAAUUGUGGCGUCGGUGUGGAGACCGGAGGGGUGAAACUAUACAACUUUGGACAACAGCUUCUUGUGAAGGUGACAGACAUAGCAGGGAUGAAGGAAGAUGCCAGUCGGAUUCUGAAAUGGACAAAAUGCACAGUGUUGGACCUGGUGGAUAAAAUAGUUCGGUCAGUGAAGUGGGUAAAGUCAGCUGCCUUAUCUUGUUUGAGACUUUUCUGCGCUUUGGUUAUUCUUGGUUCCCAGUGGGUAAAGGGUGCAUUGGUCCGCCUUGGCGGAGAGAGGGGAAAACGCUAUUGGACAGCUUUUCAAGAGUCAAGGUUUUGGAAGAGGGUGGUGUCCCUGCUGGAGAGAGUCCGAAUCAGGUUCAGGAGGGAUGGCCCUGUACCACCAUCCAGCCCUGAGUCACCUGGCAGAGCAGGGAGAGGUCAGCCAGGCCAGGAGCUGGAGAGACUGCUAGCGUUGGCUGAGGUACCCGAGGACGAGCUCGACCCCUUUACAGUGCUCGGCGUGGAAGUGCACGCCACUGAGGCUGAGCUGAAGAAGGCCUACAGACAGCUGGCUGUCCAGGUCCAUCCAGACAAGAAUAAACACCCACGAGCUGGAGAGGCGUUCAAAGUACUGAGGGCUGCCUGGGAUAUAGUCAGUAACCCAGAGACACGACGAGAGUAUGAGUUGAAACGUAUGGCAGCAACUGAGCUCUCAAAGUCCAUGAACGAGUUUCUCACUAAACUGCAGGAUGACCUGAAGGAAGCCAUGAACACCAUGAUGUGUACCAAGUGUGAAGGAAAACACAAGCGGUUCGAGAUGGAUCGUGAACCUGCUGAGGCCCGGUUCUGUGCUGAAUGCAGCCGCUGCCAUAGUGCUGAGGAGGGUGACCUGUGGGCCGAGUCGAGCAUGUUGGGCCUUCGUAUCACGUACUUUGCCUGUAUGGACGGAAAGGUCUAUGAUAUUACAGAGUGGGCAGGUUGCCAAAGGAUAGUCAUUUCUCCCGACACACACCGUGUGCCCUAUCACAUCUCAUUCGGCUCGAAAAACAACAGCAACCCCACACGACACAGGGCGCCCUCAGAGCACGCCCCCGGUCCCACCAACCCGGCAGAUUUACAGGACUUCUUCAACCGCAUCUUCAAGGGAGGACCUCCAAACGACAUGGCUGCCAACGGGGGCUUCUUCCCCUCAGGUCCGCCCAAUCACCAGCCGCCUGGUGCUGGAGCGCCCCCGUUCUCCCCUCCCCCAAGCCAGACAGGUUUCUUCAUGCCGGGGGGCCACCGGCCAGAGUCCAGCGAGACAUGGCCCGAGAGUGGAAAACCCCCCAGGAGGAGGAAGAAGGUUCGCAAACCCUUCCAGAGGUGAAGUCUGUAGACCUCUCAGUGUAUCAACAUAACAACACAGGGACACAAUAAAUAAUGGCCAUGUUUGUCUCUCGCCUGCCUGUUGGCAUGCCAAGAUGUGAACAGAUUCAUGUGGGUAAGGCUGCAUCAGAUCGGCCAGUGAAGAGAGAGAGAGAGAGAGAGAGAGACUGGAUUAUGAAGAGGAGCCUGUUGACUGAAGUAUUGAAGGAGGGUUGAAGACGCAGCAGUGAUGGUGCUUUACCUCUCAUUUCACCUUAUUUUUGGAUGGUCUUAAGACGACUGUAGCCUUGGCAUUGAAGUCCUUAUCGGGAUGCUGUAAUAAAACAUUUACGUUUCAUAAUUUCCUGCCAAAUCCUGCGAUGCAUGAUUUAUUCACCUGCAUUUUAACACCUCAGUUCCAUCACUUUUGUUGUUAAUGUUUUGUAUAAGGUUAGUAUACUGUGCGGCAUUGGUUCCCAACUGAGACUGACACUCGAAAAAGAAGGAUACAUGGAUCACUGUGAUCAACAUGAAGAAACUAACGAUCUGGGCAGCUUCACUGUGUCAGUGUUACUCACCUCCUCCCACCAUAUUUAAAAAAAUGAAUCGAAAAACUGCCAAACCCGACACAUCUGAACUAAAUGUGCAAAAACAGCAAAAAAUUCUAGAACUUACAUGCAGCGACCGCAUUUUUUGAAGCUGUCCUUUUAUGGUAAAAUCCAACAGUUUGGUGUGAAACUCUGGUAGUAUGCUGACAGUGAAUAUGUCAGUGUAAAUACGUCAGUGAAAGUCACAGUCAGCUAUCCUCCAGCAUCAGGGCCCCACUGUUGUAUGACCAUAAACAUGCAAAUUAUCUCUUAAACCAACAUCAUGCAGAAUUAAAUAUUACCUGAAUCUCUCUUGAGGUUUGGAACAACACAUUUGUUCUCUCUAGUAGUCCACUUUCAACAGUUAGAAAUUUCAGAACCGAGUAAGUAAAUUAACUAUUUAGAGAUUUGGCUAAAAUGGAUGCUGAUAUUUGUGUGGCAGUUACCCGAGAAUCACACCCUGCAUUAUGAGACCACCCACUGGAGAUGUAUGUGACAGUGAGCCUGCAGCAUAGAGAUGUAAAAUCUGGACCUGAAUGAGUGAAAAUUAUACAAUUGUUUUUUUUCUUUUGAGUUAUUCAGAUUCAAACAUGCUGGAGUCCACCUUCUGUUUAUUGUUUCAGCUGCUGAUUGGCGUCAUAAUCGUAGCGCUGGUUCAAAUCUAAUAGCAGGACUGAGUCCAGUGGAGCUGCAGCUGAGCUGCUUUGAGAAGGCCUCAAAAACUUAAAAGUGACCCCUUGACAUUUUGAAAUGUUGAUCUUUUUACUAAAAAAAUAUUCAUUGCUAUUUAAAAGACCGCAUCUAAAUGAUCUACACUGCCCCCUGCUGAUUCACAGAUAAACCUAUUUACUAAGUUAGUAAUAACAACAGUACAUAUGAGUCAUAAAUUGAUGUAAGUUGAUAUUAUUCUCUUACACUGAAGUAAGCCUAAAAACAAUGCAGUUUAGCCCACUAUCAGCAUUGUGUUUCAACAUUGAUGACUUCACAAUAGCCUUCAAAAGCCUUGAAUGAGACAGCAGUUUAAAAGUGUUAUAUUUUUGCAACAUGUUAAUUUCAUAGUUAAUUUGUGCAAUUGCUCAGCCUGCUUUUGAAAACAGUGCUCUAGUCGACCAUUUUCACCAGUGUCCUGCUUCUUCACGCUAAGUGCCAUUUUAUGUUUCAGAGCAUGUGAAUCCUCUACAUCGGUGAUCUGUCACGACCGUCACCCAGCUCAGGACAAAUCAGCAAACAGUCUGCCAGAGAUUUGUUUCUAGCCGUCCUUGAUUUUUUUGUUUUUUUACAUAUUUGUGUCUUUAGUCUGCGGUGACAUCUCAGUGGCUCCUGACAGCUUAGAAUUAAAAAAACUCAAUCGUGUGUCUCGUUAAGUUUCGCAGUCGUGCUAUCAACGCGUGCUUUUUUCCUCCUGGACGUGGUUCAGCUUUCAAAAUGUCAAAGUCACACAUUUACAGAAAGUCUAAAUCAAAACUGAUUACCCUCCAGAAAAGAAAAGACUAAAUAAGCUAUAUUUUGGGUUUUUUGUUUCUUGUUAUUGCAUAAAAAUAACAAUUUAAUUCUCAAUGUAGUUUAAUUUAAGAGAACAGAUCUGAUAUUGUUUACACCUGAUAUGUGAAGAUUGUGAGAGUGUAGUGAAAUGGUUAUGUGUGAUAAGCAUUUGAUAAAGGCUAUUUUUUAUAUUGACAGUUGAUGAUGAAAA